Malania oleifera is the source of this 1787-nucleotide messenger RNA. Its product is annotated as plastid lipid-associated protein 3, chloroplastic. NCBI's taxonomy places the organism in Eukaryota, Viridiplantae, Streptophyta, Magnoliopsida, Santalales, Ximeniaceae. The coding region runs from base 104 to 1240 and encodes 378 amino acids. The record is from RefSeq and is a predicted model, not a curated record. The transcript is spliced from 4 exons.
UAUUUUUUAUUUUCACUCUUCAUUUUAUGGUGUGAAGUGCAGACUGCGUGUACGCACAGCCCGGACUCCAUAGCCUAGGAGCUCGAUCUCUGCAAAAGCUCCCAUGGCACUGUUCUUCACCUCUCCCUCUUCCCUCUUUCUCCAAAACCCUAAAACCCUCUCAUCUUCCUCCCCAUGUUCCCCAACCCCUCCUAUCUUCUUCUCCCCAACCCCAUUACCAUCCCGGACGUCAAUAACAAACGUUCGAUUUUCCUCCAUUCGCUACUACUCCUCCUUCUCCGGAGACCCAGACCCUUUCUCCGACAAGCCCUCCACGAACGCCGGCAAAAACCCUCCUCCGGACUCUCCCGCCGAAUCCCCCGACGAUAUUGACGCCGUCGAUGCUGCCCCCUCCGGCAUCCCCGACGAAUGGGGCGAGAAAUCGGAGCCGGAGACUUCCUAUACGAAGCUAUCGGAGGCGGAUCCUGCUAAGGAAGAUGAUGAGUGGGGAGGGGAUGAGGAUGUUGCUGUCGUGGGUGGGAAUGGCAGUACGGUGGGGGCAGUGAGGGAAGACAAGCUUGGGGGGUUGAAGAAGUGUUUGGUGGAUACUGUGUAUGGGACUAAUUUCGGGUUGCAGGCGGCGGCGGAGGUGAGGGCUGAGGUUUCCGAAUUGGUUAAUCAGUUGGAGGUGGCGAACCCAACUCCGGCGCCGACAGAUGCUGCAGGGCUUCUUGACGGGAACUGGGUUUUGGUGUAUACAGCAUUUUCUGAGCUGUUGCCAAUUCUAGCAGCUGGCACUACACCUUUGUUGAAGGUUGAAAAAAUAUCUCAAGCAAUAAACACCGGCAGCCUCACCAUAGAGAACUCUGCUUCCCUGUCCAGUCCUUUCCUAACUUUUUCCUUCAGUGCAUCAGCUGCUUUUGAAGUUCGAACUCCUUCAAGAAUUCAGGUUCAAUUUAAAGAAGGGACAUUGCAACCUCCAGUGAUAAAGUCAAAUGUUGAUCUGCCAGAAACUGUGGAUGUCUUUGGGCAGAAAAUAACAUUAACCCCUGUGCAGCAAUCUCUCAACCCUCUGCUGUCUUCUCUCACAAGUCUAUCGCGUGCCAUUUCUGGUCAGCCUCCUCUUAAAAUUCCCAUCCCAGGCAAUCGGACUCAGUCUUGGCUUCUUAUUUCAUUCCUUGACAAGGAUCUUCGGAUCUCGAGAGGGGAUGGCGGCCUUUUCGUGCUUGUUAAAGAAGGAAGUCGACUUCUAGAUCAGUAGCCACUGGCCAGGAUGGACAGGGUUUCAGAAUGGAGAUUUCAAGCAGACAGGGUGCAGUUCUAACGGUAACAAGAUAUGCCCAUGUCGUAUGUGAUGUGAUGCAGGAAGCCAUCCUCUUGAGUUGUUGUGCAAAGAUCAGCUAGGUGAGAUGUUUCUACCAUGGCUGCAGCCACCAUUUGCUUGAUUUUUGGGAUUUUCCAUUCAUUUGGGGAUAAAUCGUUCUCUAUGAUCCUUGGUUAGGGUAAGACGCCAUUCUCAAUUUUGUUAAUUUUUCACAUUUUCUCGUGAGUUAAUUGUAAUUUUUUUUUAUUUUUCUUAUUUUAUUUCUUUUUAAGACUGAUCAUAUCCAUGCUUCUAAUGCUAGCUAGGUUUAUCAAUUUUAAAGAUUGUUAUGUAUUUUUCAAUAUUUGGAUCUUGUGUUUUUCUUCAAAUUUACUUGAUAGUUUAGUUAAGAUUGUUUGUAAUCACUUAUAAAAAUGUGUUUUUUUUUAAAGUAAUAGUCAGUGCUUAGUAAUAAAAAAAAAAAAUUUAACUUUUUGGUUACAUA